This is a messenger RNA of Penicillium waksmanii, 309 nucleotides long. RefSeq lists its product as uncharacterized. The transcript is spliced from 2 exons. Bases 1 to 309 code for a protein of 102 amino acids. The record is from RefSeq and is a predicted model, not a curated record. NCBI's taxonomy places the organism in Eukaryota, Fungi, Ascomycota, Eurotiomycetes, Eurotiales, Aspergillaceae.
AUGGCCCUCACUCAAGCCGCGAUCAUCGUGAUCGUCCUAUGCGCCUGUCUCGCCGUGACAGCUCUCGGCGCCGCCCUCUUCAAACACUACAAUCCCAACGAAGACCAGGGCCGCUAUAACACCUCCUACGAGCAGGGCCAAUACAUGCGGAACGUGCGGAUGCGCAAUUACGGCCAUUUGCGCGCAGAGUCGAUCAGUGCGGCCAAAGAUCUUGAAUCUUCCUAUACCCCCUCAGCCUCGGGCUAUUAUCCACCUCCACCGACGCAUCCACAAGAGCAUCAACCAUCCCACGCUACCACCCCACUCUGA